Molecule: messenger RNA, 687 nt
Organism: Drosophila suzukii
Lineage: Eukaryota; Metazoa; Arthropoda; Insecta; Diptera; Drosophilidae
Source: RefSeq, a predicted model, not a curated record
UUCUCAUAAAAUAUAUAUGCAAUUAUUUAGGCUACAAAAUAAAUCCAAGAUGAAUAGAAGGCCCAUUGGACUGCCCGUUUGGACGCCCAUGUUCAUCCUCUUCUUGCUUUUCCUGGCCAGCGUGUGGGGUAAGCCUCCGCUUGUGGUGAAUCGCCAGGGUCUGCUGGAUAUGUACCAUCGUCAGGUUCAUGGAUCUGGACCCAACAAAAAGGGAAUGGAGUGUCCUGGGGAAGGAAUGCUGGAUAUCAAGCACAAUCGUUUUGAUCGCUCAAUGAGUCCAUUCAAGGCCUUUCUCUCUUGGCCUGGCAAGCCCAGAAAGACUGCGAAACUGAAGCCAGUUGAAGAGGACUCUUAUGGCCAUGAAGUGAGAUCAAAGUACAAGGCUGAGGAGCCCAUAUAUGAAAAUAAAUUGGAUCGCUAUUUGGCCCAGGAUGAUGAGCUGGACUUUGAACCGAAACUGGGACUGGAUCAUGAGUAUGCCGAUCAUUUGAGCCAGGAUGAGGAUCAGGAUAAGUUUGACAGCUUCCAACCCAGCAAAUCCAAGUUGAUAAACAGCGCCAUGAUGGAUUACAAACGAGAAUUCGCCAGUGAUGAGGCCAAUCCCUAUGUGGAGAACCUUCGACAGCGCUAUGAACCCUCGCCGUUUGCCCUUUCGGAUUAAUCCCUAUUCUGGAUUAUCCUUAUAUU